Messenger RNA from Salvelinus namaycush (lake trout), 3309 nucleotides. RefSeq names its product 1-phosphatidylinositol 4,5-bisphosphate phosphodiesterase beta-1-like. The record is from RefSeq and is a predicted model, not a curated record. The coding region runs from base 1 to 3309 and encodes 1102 amino acids. Gene Ontology annotation, biological process: memory; phosphatidylinositol-mediated signaling; lipid catabolic process. Gene Ontology annotation, cellular component: cytoplasm; nuclear speck. The transcript is spliced from 30 exons. NCBI's taxonomy places the organism in Eukaryota, Metazoa, Chordata, Actinopteri, Salmoniformes, Salmonidae. Gene Ontology annotation, molecular function: calcium ion binding; calmodulin binding; phosphatidylinositol-4,5-bisphosphate phospholipase C activity.
AUGAAGCUGCGAGAGCUUCUGGACGUGAGCACCCUGGUGGGGAAGAUGGAGAACAGGAUGCUGACGGUGGUGAGCGGACCAGACAUGGUCAACAUCACAUAUCUCAACUUCAUGGCCUUCCAGGAGGAGAUCGCCAAGGAGUGGGCAGAAGAGUUGUUUGGCCUGGCGUCUAACCUACUGGCCCAGAACAUGUCCAGGGAAGCAUGCCUGGAGAAAGUAUACACACGACUGAAGCUACAGCUCAACUCUGAGGGAUGCAUCCCCGUCAAGAACAUCUUCAGGAUGUUCUCAGCAGACAGGAAACGAGUAGAGACAGCUCUGGAGAACUGCAACCUCCCUUCUGGACGGAGUGAUUGUAUCCCACAAGAAGACUUCACUCCAGAGCUCUACAAAGUGUUCCUCACCAACAUCUGUCCUCGACCAGAAAUAGACAAUAUCUUCUCUGAAAUUGGAGCUAAAAGCAAACCCUACCUGACAGUGGAGCAGCUGACUGACUUUAUAAACGUCCGACAGAGAGACCCUCGUCUCAACGAGAUCCUCUACCCUCCUCUCAAACCUGAACAGGUUCAGAGCCUGCUGGACAAGUAUGAACUCAAUGAAAUGCUGGCGCAGAAAGGUCAGAUCUCGGUGGACGGCUUUGCCAAGUACCUGAGUAGUGAAGAGAACAGCAUCAUCCCCCCCGAGAAGCUGGACCAGAGUGAAGACAUGACCCUACCACUGCCUCAUUACUUCAUCAACUCCUCCCACAACACAUACCUCACAGCGGGCCAGCUGGCAGGUAGCUCGUCGGUAGAGAUGUACCGGCAGGUCCUCCUGUCAGGUUGUCGCUGUAUCGAGCUGGACUGCUGGAAGGGACGCACCACCGAAGAAGAACCUGUCAUCACACACGGAUUCACCAUGACAACUGAAAUCUCCUUCAAGGAAGUGAUUGAGGCCAUAGCAGGGUGUGCCUUCAAGACCUCCCCUUUCCCUGUCAUCCUCUCCUUUGAGAACCACGUGGACUCGCCCAAGCAGCAGGCCAAGAUGGCGGAGUACUGCAGGUCAAUAUUUGGAGACAUGUUACUGACCGACCCUCUGGAGAAGUACCCUUUGGAGACAGGGGUGCCCCUGCCCAGUCCAAUGGAUCUGAUGGGAAAGAUUCUGGUGAAGAACAAGAAGAAACACAUCAAGACAUCGAGUACCAAGAAGAAACUGUCAGAACAGGCCUCCAAUACCUACAGCGACUCAUCUAGUGUGCAUGAGCCCUCUUCUCCCAGCGCAGGGUCGACCAACCAGGAGAUGACAGAGUCCUCCCAGCCGAUAGAGGUCGCUGGGCUCAGCCUCAGAUCACAGGGAAGGAAGUCCAUCGGUGAAGUUGAGGCAGAGAGUGACGAUGAGGAUGAUGAUGACGAUGACUGUAAAAAGGGGUCCAUGGAUGAGGGUACAGCGGGCAGCGAGGCGUUUGCCACAGAGGAGAUGUCCAACCUAGUCAGUUAUGUCCAGCCAGUCAAAUUUAACUCCUUCGAGGCCUCCAAAAAGAUCAAUCGGAGCUAUCAGAUGUCAUCGUUUGUGGAGACCAAAGCCUUGGAGCAGCUCACCAAGUCACCUGUGGAGUUUGUUGAGUAUAACAAGCUGCAGCUGAGUCGUAUCUACCCUAAAGGCACCAGAGUAGACUCCUCCAACUACAACCCUCAGCUCUUCUGGAAUGCGGGCUGUCAACUGGUGGCCCUGAACUUCCAGACCAUAGACCUGUCCAUGAUGUUGAACCUGGGUAUGUAUGAGUACAAUGGAAAGUGUGGUUACAGGCUGAAACCAGAGUUCAUGAGACGACCAGACAAACACUUUGAUCCCUUCGCUGAGAGCACUGUGGACGGCAUCGUAGCCAACACAUUGUCUGUUAAGAUCAUCUCAGGCCAGUUCCUGACCGAUAAGAAGGUGGGGACGUAUGUGGAGAUAGACAUGUUUGGUCUGCCGGUGGACACCAGAAGGAAAGGUUUUAAGACCAAGACGUCUCAGGGCAACGCUGUCAACCCUGUCUGGGAGGAGGAGGCCUUUGUCCUCAAGAAGGUGGUACUGCCCACACUGGCCUCGAUGAGGAUAUCUGUGUUUGAAGAUGGAGGGAAGUUCAUUGGCCAUCGCAUCAUUCCUGUGAAUGCCAUCCGCCCAGGUUAUCACUACAUUGGUCUGAGGAAUGAGAAGAACCAGGCUCUGACCCUCCCUGCUUUGUUUGUCUACGUAGAGGUCAAGGACUAUGUCCCUGAUACAUUUGCAGAUGUCAUCGAGGCAUUGUCCAAUCCCAUCCGUUACGUCAACCUGAUGGAGCAGAGAGCCAAUCAACUGGCAGCUCUCACUUUGGAGGAGGGGGCAGAGGAGGAGGACAGCAAAGAGGUGGAGGCGGCUGGUGAUGAUCCAAUGGAGCCUGACCCCCGGGUGACCUUGCCAGCAGAGAACGGGGUCAGCCACGCCCCCAUCAUCUCCUCCAAACCCCCCAGCCUGGUCAGCCACCAGCCACAGCCCACAGGUUCAGUGAAAACUGCAGUGAAGACUGAGGAUGUCAUUCAGAGUGUUCUCACAGAGAUGGAGGCCCAGACAGUAGAGGAGUUGAAGCAGCAGAAGGGCUUUGUGAGGGAGCAGAGGAAGCAGUAUAAAGAGAUGAAGGAGUUGGUAAGGAAACACCACCGUAAGACCAGCGAGAUGAUCAAGGAGCACACGGCCAGGGCUGCAGAGCUGCAGAACCAGCACCAGCGCAGGACCUCCGCGCUGCAGAAGAGCCACAAACGUGAUGGUAAGAAAAGCAGGUCGGAGCAGUCCCUGUCGACCCUGGAGCAGGAGCUGUGUGUGUUGGACCAGGAGUCCAGUCAGAGACUGUCUGAGCUGAAGGAGAAGCAGCAACAACAGCUACUCACACUGAGACAGGAGCAGUAUUACAGUGAGAAGUACCAGAAGAAAGAACACAACAAAAUGCUGUUGGAGAAGUUGACAACCAUAGCCGAGGAGUGUCAGAGUGUCCAGCUGAAGAAGAUCAGAGACAUCUGUGACAAGGAAAAGAAAGACGUGAAGAAGAAGAUGGACAAGAAAAGACAGGAGAAGAUUAAUGAAGCAAAGGCCAACAACAAGAACGUGACAGAGGAAGAGAAGCUGGAAAUCAACAGGUCAUUUGUCAAUGAGGUGGUGCAGUAUAUCAAACGGUUGGAGGAUGCUCAGAGUAAGAGAAUGGAGAGACUACUUGAGAAGCACAAGGACAUCAGACAGCAGAUUGUGGAUGAGAAACCCAAGGAAGGAGGAUCCCCAGAGGACCAGGGUAAGACAUUCUGCAUCUGUGUGCAUUAA